Messenger RNA from Phytophthora sojae, 1236 nucleotides. RefSeq lists its product as hypothetical. The transcript has a single exon. Bases 1 to 1236 code for a protein of 411 amino acids. Lineage: Eukaryota; Oomycota; Peronosporomycetes; Peronosporales; Peronosporaceae. The record is from RefSeq and is a predicted model, not a curated record.
AUGGCGAACACGGCGUGCCAAAUCUGCCUGGACACCAUCGAAAGUGGAAACGAGCUCGUCACAAACGUCUGCGGGAAGAGCUGCAGCGCCCAGGUCUGCACGCAAUGCAUGGGCCGUCACGUUGACGUGACGCUGCAGCAGUUCUACCCUGGAGUGCUGCCUCGUGUGCGCUGCCCGAUCUGCCUGGUCGAAAUCCACGAUAGCCGAUGGAAGACCCGCGUCCCCAGUGACCUCAAGACCCCGUUGACGACCAAGUACAGCGAGUUGUGCCGCCAGGCCUGCGUCGUCACGCCUCCGUGUUGCCACAAAACGGACUACACACACCUUCCACUUUAUAACCCGGAGCGGAGGAUUGAAGGUUCGCUCACGCUGCUGCCGUCGCAGCUCGCACACUUCCAGAGUCUGUGCAAGCAGUUCUGUCGGCACAAAGGAGAACCUCGUGCAGUUCUGAACUACGCUAUGGACACAUUCGGGGAGGAGAAGACCCUGGUCCUCGUGAACGCGUUGACAUUGCCGCGGAUCGAGGACCCCGAGCGGCGCGCCACGUUGCUGCUGUCGCUGAUGUACCUGCGGCCGAACACCAAGACGAACUGCUGCGGAGCCGACUUCUGCUUCAACUGCAAGCGCCGAGGCCACCACGAAACUUGCGUGGAGGAGUUCGACGAGGACAACGACCUGGUGCGCUGUCGUACGUGCCGCGCUCUGCUCCUGAAGGUCGACGGCUGCGACUCAGUGAAUUGUGUGUGCGGAUUUUUCAUGAACUGGGCACAGGAGCGCAGCCUUCGGCAGCAGCACAAGAAAAGGUUGCUGCCGGUGGAUAUCUUCGACAUCCCGCUGACAGACGAGUGGCUAUACUUCCGUGAACGUCUGGCGGAAGUUAUGAAGAAGCUGUGGUUGCAGAAACAUAUCGUACUUGCACUGCGACCUCUGCUGCACUCGAGGUUUUCCUGCUACGUUUGGCGAUUCCGGUUUCGCAAGAGUCUUGCAAUCAAGUUGAAAGAUGCUUGUGAAGUGAGGCGUCUCAAGAUCCUCAACCAAGAUAUUGCGGCAGUUAAGGGUGUUCUACGGGCGGCUGUAGCUGCGCACGUUUGGCGUCGCCGAUUCAGUAAGAUCUUGCGCGUCGCGCAGCCCGAGAUGUACUGGAAGGCCUACCACCGCUGGCACGCAGAAGAACUCGAGGACGAAGCCGAGGAGGUGAACAGCUUUUUCAGAAUUGGCGCAUUCGACGACGAAUAG